This is a messenger RNA of Dipodomys ordii (Ord's kangaroo rat), 1398 nucleotides long. RefSeq names its product tripartite motif containing 15 (gene Trim15). Lineage: Eukaryota; Metazoa; Chordata; Mammalia; Rodentia; Heteromyidae. Bases 1 to 1398 code for a protein of 465 amino acids. Gene Ontology annotation, molecular function: protein binding; zinc ion binding. The transcript is spliced from 7 exons. The record is from RefSeq and is a predicted model, not a curated record.
AUGCCCUCAACUCCAUGCAUGCAGGUGGUGGGCCAGGGAGCCGCCUGUCCUGUGUGCAGGGGGACCCUGCAUGAUGUGGUGACCGCCAGCUGUGGACACGCUUGCUGCCGGCUCUGCCUCUCGCCCUCGGCCCAGAUGGGGGCCCAGCCAUCGAGAAGGCUCCUGCUCUGCCCUGUGUGCCAGGGGGAAGAGCAGACAGACCCCAUGAAGGUUCCAGUACCCCUGGGCCCUCUGAGGGAGAUGUACUGUGAGGAGCACGGGGAGAAGAUCUACUUCUUCUGCGAGAACGAUGCUGAGUUCCUCUGUGUGCUCUGCCGGGAGAGUCCCUCUCAUCAGGCCCACACCGUGGGGAUCCUGGAUGAGGCCAUUCAGCCCUACCGGGAUCGUCUCAAGAGUCGACUAGAAUCUCUGAGCACCGAGAGGGAGAAGAUAGAAGACAUAAAGUGUCAAGAAAACCAGAAGAUCCAAAUGCUUCUGACUUAUAUUGAAAGCAAGAAGCAAUGGGUAGAAGCAACUUUUAAGAGGCUGCAGCAGGAGCUGGAGACCCAGCAGCAUUUCCUGCUGGUCAGGCUGAGGGAGCUGGAGCUGGAGAUCUGGAAAGAGAGGGGUGAAUACAUCGCAAAGAUCUCUGAGGAGGCCCACAGGCUUGAAGUCCAGGUGGAGGAGCUGGAGGAGAAGUGUCGGCAGCCAGCAAGUGAACUUCUGCAAGAUUUCAGAAUCAACCAGAGCAGGUGUGAAGUGAAGACUUUUGUUAAUCCAGACACGAUUUCUUCUGACCUUAUUAAGAAGAUCCGAGACAUCCACAGGAAAACACUCAUCCUUCCAGAAAUGAUGAGGAUUUUUUCAGAAAACCUGGUGCAUCACCUGGAAACAGACUCAGGGAUCAUCACUCUGGACCCUGAGACGGCCAGCCCGAGCCUGGUGCUCUCUGAGGACAGAAAAUCAGGGAGAUACACGCGGCGGAAGCGGACGCUGCCGGACAGCCCCCUGCGCUUCGACGGCCUCCCGGCGGUGCUGGGGUCGCCGGGCUUCACCUCGGGGCGCCACCGCUGGCAGGUGGAGGUGCAGCUGGGCAAGGGCGGCGGCUGCGCGGUGGGGGUGGCGGUGGAGGAGGUGGGGAGGAAGGGGGAGGUGGGCCUGAGCGCCGACCAGGGUGUCUGGGCGGUCAUCCUCUCGCACCAGCAGUGCUGGGCCAGCACCUCCCCGCGCACCGACCUGAUGCUGGGCGACAUCCCAGGCUGCGUGGACGUCACCCUGGACUAUGAGAAGGGCCUGGUGAGCCUCCUCGACGCCGACACCCAACGGCUCCUCUUCACCUUCACGGCCGCUUUCUGCAGCACCAUCUUCCCUUUCUUUGCUGUCUGGAAAAAAGGCUCACGCCUUACUCUGAAAGGCUGA